AUGGCUCUCGAAACAAUAUUAAUUUCUGUCGGCAUAAAAAUUCUAUCCUCUGCGGUGGGCUUACUGGUCGGCAAAGUUUACGACUAUUUAACAAAGAAACCCGAUUUAUCGAAUGAAGAAUUGCGUCAAAUAAUUGUUCGAGAUUUGAACGACAUCAAGUCAAAACUCGAUUGUAUCUCGUUGAAAGAUCUCGGUGCCAGUUAUAGUUUCCUAAGAGAAGGAGUAAGAGUGUUAAAUCUUGCUCUUGAUAAGUGGAAUGAAGAUCAGAAAGCGAGCGAGGGUCCAACAGACGAAGCAACAAAAGUUAUAAAUGAUACCGCAUCUGGUAUUUUGAACGCAGCCUUAUCACUUCCCCAAGCGAUUCAACGAUUAAAAAUCUCGUCCGAUAAGCGGUUCGUUUCUGCUCAAGAUCGUUUCAAAGAGUCUCGUAAGGCAGCCACAUAUGCAUUCCACGACAAAUCUCUGAGCAUCAAAGAUCGAAUUAUGGCUUGCAAGUUACGUGUGGCAGCCAGUAUUCUUGAAUCAGGUCUUGAAGACCCGGAAGUCGCAAUUACUGCCUGCCUGUUGUCACUUGAAGAGCUACAUGGUUUACCAGAAAUCCAAGAAAUGUUCGCAGUUUUUCUCAAGGGAGGACUAAAAACUGAACAUUUAGAAAACAUAAUGUCUGUUUUGUUCAUCAAUCAUGUUUUAUAUGAUUUCGCUUCCAAGUAUAGCAGUAAAUCUACCAACCCAUUUACCUGGCCUGGAAUAGAGUUGAAGGAUCGUACAUUUUAUCCAAUCCUAAACACACAUGAGAUUCUGACAAAGACGUCCAGUAGUAAAGAAUUUGUGCAGCAACUGAAACGAGUGGUUGUUGAUUGGAUGGCCUAUGAUAAAUGCUUUGCGGUGAAUAGCCGUGGUGAAAUUAUUCUACUAGAUGCAGACAAAAUCACGGUUAUUUACAGCGCAGGUGAAAGCAAGGAUUUUAUGCUUCCCGUUCCUACAGAAAGUAACGUUGACCGGUGCCAUGGUAGCAGGGAUAUUGCUGUUGAUAGCAAUGACAAUGUGUACGUUGUACGUACCGAAAAAAAUGGCAAUAACAAAAGAGAUUUUGUGUUGUACGCUCUCGACGAGAAUUACAACCUCAAGCACGUCUCCGUAUUGGUUGUCCUUCAUCCACCUAAGGCAUUAGCAGAAGUGAACAUUGCUGUUGACAAACACCAAAACGUAAUCAUGCGCACAAAUAAGAGUAUCUACGUAUAUAUCUAUGAAAAUACAGGAAAGUUAAAAUCUGAGAUUUUUUCAGGAAGUUAUAAUCACUGGCCGUGGGUAUCCAGCUUGUGUAUUUCUAACAACAAUGACAUCAUGAUAGAAUCAGAUGAUUUCAGCGCUGUUCUAAUAUACUCAACAAAACGUAAAUUAAAAUUCACAAUAAAAGUACCAGAAGGUCAUAACGUCGCGCGGAUGGCAUUUCAUCAUGGCAUUUGUAAAAUAAUUGUUUUAACACAUGUUGAGAAACAAGAUUCCUGGUUCUUGCUCGGUUACUCUGAAACUGGUGAACUGGAGAAUUCAGUGUUUUUUAGUAAGCGAGAUUCAAACCGAUAUUGGCGUGAUAUAUAUAUAAAAAGUCAUCCAUGUGGACCAAUUGCUGUUGGAGUGAGGGGCGAGAUCAUAUUGUUGUAA
This is a messenger RNA of Paramuricea clavata, 1662 nucleotides long. Lineage: Eukaryota; Metazoa; Cnidaria; Anthozoa; Malacalcyonacea; Plexauridae. The record is from the annotation of a GenBank genome assembly.